AUGCCUCCAGAAUAUGAUGGGGGAUUGUCUGAACCUGUUUCUUCAAUUACAAAUAUUCGCCCCAGUCCUAGAGAAAUUAAUCGACAAGUUUUAUCUACAGCUAAGCAAGUAGUCCAUCAAGAAUACAAUGCUCUAUUAAUGCAAUUUGGCCAAUUUAUGUCCCACGAUAUGGCAAAGACUACUUUGGUCCCUUCUGCCAAAUGUAAUGUUUGUCAAAAUAUUCCUUCUCGAUGUAUGGCAAUAUUCCUCGCCCCCUCCGACCCAAAUUCCAAUUUCCGAGCGGAUGGUUGUUUGAGAGUCUCCCGUUCCUCUCCGAUUUGUGGUUCGGGGAGAACUAAGCCUCGACAACAAUUAAGUGAAAAUACUGGAUAUAUUGAUGGAUCUCCGAUAUAUGGCUCUUCUGUUGGGGAUUUACACAAAUUUAGAGAGGGCUCUACUGGAUUUUUGAAAUUAAAUAAUUUUAAUGGAAUGCGUCUAUUACCUUUUGAUUCUUCAAAAUGCCGAAAUUCUGGGGAUUGUUCUGCAACAUUUAUUGCUGGAGAUAGUAGAGUAAAUUUAUUUUUGGGACUAACUUCCUUUCAUUUAUUACUUACAAGAGAACAUAAUCGAAUUGCCUCCCGUUUACAAAGACUUAACCCCCAUUGGAACGGCGACAGACUUUUUCAAGAAACUCGAAAAAUUGUUGGGGCAGAAAUUCAAGCUAUUUGUUAUAGAGAAUAUUUACCUAAAGUUUUGGGGUCUUCUUUUGCUUCUACAGUAGCUAAUGAAUUUACUUCGGGUGCCUAUCGGUUUGGACAUGGAAUGAUACAAGAAUUUUAUCAACGUUUGGACGCUUUCAACAGAACAAUUCCUUUUGGGGGCUUCGCCUUUGUAGAUGGCACAUUAAAAUCUGACCGUCUUAUUUUCCAAGGGGGAAUAGACCCAAUAAUUAGAGGAAUGAUGUCACAACCUUUAAAAAGGCCUCAAAGGUUAACUAGAACGGUAACAGAACAAAUGUUUGGAACAACUGAUUUGGGAACAAUAAACAUUCAACGAGGUCGGGAUCACGGGUUGCCUUCAUAUUUACGUUUUCGACAACUUUGUGGAUUACCUGGGGCAUCGACUUUUGAUCAUUUAAGCAGGGAAAUAUUAAGUGUUGAAGCUAGAAAUAAUUUACAAAGAAUUUAUGGAUCUCCAGAUAAAAUUGACUUUUUUGUUGGUGCUUUACUUGAAGAUCCGGUUGUUAGGGGGCUUGUUGGGCCUACUGUUGCUUGUGUAAUUGGCCCCCAAUUUGCCCGUACACGAGACGGUGACCGGUUUUACUUUGAAAAUCCUGGAAUAUUUACAAGAGCACAACUAGCAGAGAUUAGACGUUCAUCAUUGGCUAGAAUUGUUUGUGAUAAUGCUGAUGAUAUUAGAAUUGUCCCGAGAGAAGCUUUCAGAACUGGACCUCUAGUUUCUUGUUCAGAAAUUCCUCAAAUGGAUUUAACUAGAUGGAGGGAAUUUUAA
Molecule: messenger RNA, 1488 nt
Organism: Meloidogyne enterolobii
Lineage: Eukaryota; Metazoa; Nematoda; Chromadorea; Rhabditida; Meloidogynidae
Source: the annotation of a GenBank genome assembly